Molecule: messenger RNA, 2148 nt
Organism: Zalophus californianus (California sea lion)
Lineage: Eukaryota; Metazoa; Chordata; Mammalia; Carnivora; Otariidae
Gene: CPVL
Product: carboxypeptidase vitellogenic like
Exons: 15
Coding region: 577-2010 (477 amino acids)
Biological process (GO): proteolysis
Molecular function (GO): serine-type carboxypeptidase activity
Source: RefSeq, a predicted model, not a curated record
CCGCAGCCUACCUUUCUCUGUUACUUUUCAGGAUUCCACUCCGGGGGGUGCCGGCUUCUCCCAGGAUGGAGGGCUUGCCUGGAUGCGGCCAGGUCACGGGGAGGGCAGGUGAAGACCUACCUUUGGCGCCAAAGGUCUAGGUCACGUGGGCCGCCGAGAGGAGCGCUCAGCCGCCGGCGUCCUGCAGGGUAGUCGCGACCGGCAGGGGCGAGGGGCAGGGCUGCAGGACUUCUGACCCCCUGGGCCACCGCUGCGCGGACCGACGGGCUCGGAAGGCAUAUGAUGUGUCAGAGGAAAGACUGAGUGUUGAAUACAAUACUGGUAUGCACUGAAGAUAGAGAAGAGCUUAAUUACUGCCUCAGAUAACAUCAGAUAUCCAUUUAUUAGCACUGAAAUUCCCAAGGCUUUCUUCCAAUGUUCAGCGCUUCUUUGACUCUAGUUUUAUACUAAGUGUGAGAAACCAAGUUGCUGGUUGGAAACUCCAUUGUCUUGAAGGGAUUUGCCCGCGGUUCACUGACUCCCUGGUGUUGAUUGGUGGGGUCCAAGAUACUUCGUUGGAGGACAAGACCAGAGAGAAUGGUUGGUACCAUGUGGAAGGCGACUGUUUUGGUGGCUGUAUUCAUGUUCAGCCCUGGUGGUGAUGGGCUCUUUCCCUCCUUAUACAAAAAAGCUCGGGUUUCUGUACCACGUAAGGGAGACGUAGGAGAGCCAUUAUUUCUUACUCCCUACAUUGAAGCUGGGAGAUUGGAAGAAGGAAAAGGAAGGAGCAUGGUCCCUCCUUUCCCAGGAUCGAAUGUGAAGAGUUAUGCUGGCUACCUCACCGUGAAUAAGACCUACAACAGCAACCUUUUCUUCUGGUUCUUCCCGGCUCAGGUAGACCCCACGGUUGCUCCAGUGGCCCUCUGGCUGCAGGGAGGGCCUGGAGGUUCAUCCAUGUUUGGACUCUUUGUGGAACACGGACCUUAUUUUGUCACAAGUAACAUGACCUUGCGUCCCAGAGACUUCGCUUGGACCACCACACUUUCCAUGCUUUACAUUGAUAAUCCAGUGGGCACAGGCUUCAGUUUUACUGACGACCCCCAGGGAUAUGCAGUCAAUGAGAAUGAUGUGGCACAGAAUUUAUACAGUGCAUUAGUUCAGUUUUUCCUGUUGUUUCCUGAAUAUAAAGAAAAUGACUUUUAUGCCACUGGGGAGUCGUACGCAGGGAAGUACGUACCAGCCCUCGCACACUAUAUCCACACCCUCGGCCCUAUGGCGACAACGAAGAUCAACCUGAAAGGAAUUGCUCUUGGAGAUGCGUAUUCUGAUCCUGAAUCAAUCAUAGGGGGCUACGCCACAUUCCUGUACCAAAUUGGCUUGUUGGAUGAGAAGCAGAGAAAGUACUUCCAGAAGCAGUGUGAUGACUGCGUGAAAUACAUCAGGGAGAAGAGGUGGCUUCAAGCCUUUGAAGUACUGGAUAAACUACUAGAUGGUGACCUAACAAAUAACCCUUCUUACUUCCAGAAUAUCACAGGAUGUCCUAGUUACUACAGCAUAUUACGGUGCGAGGAACCUGAGGACCAAAAUUACUAUGGGAAAUUUUUGUCCCUCCCACAAGUGAGGCAAGCCAUCCACGUGGGAAACCGAACCUUUAGUGAUGGAUCCGAGGUUGAAAAGUACAUGCGAGAAGAUACAGUAAAGUCCGUUAAGCUCUGGUUAGCUGAACUCAUGAACAAUUACAAGGUUCUGAUCUACAAUGGCCAGCUGGACAUCAUUGUGGCAGCUUCCCUGACCGAGCGCUCUCUGAGAGCCAUGAAGUGGAAGGGGUCCCAGAAAUACAAGCAGGCAGAAAGAAAAGUUUGGAAGAUCUUUAAAUCCGAUAACGAAGUGGCUGGUUAUGUGCGGCAGGUGGAUGACUUCUAUCAGGUAAUUGUUCGAGGUGGAGGACACAUUUUACCCUAUGACCAGCCUCUGAGGUCUUUUGACAUGAUUAAUCGAUUCAUUUUUGAGAGAGGAUGGGAUCCUUAUUGAUGGAUAAGCUGCUUUCCUAAAAGAAAGAACAUUGAGAAGAAAAUUUCCAAAAUGGAAACUGUCCUAUAAAUAAGAAAAUUGUCUUUUUAUAUCUUUAAAAUGUUUCCCAUCAAUAAAAAUUAUCCUUGAAACAAGGAA